This is a messenger RNA of Oenanthe melanoleuca, 1036 nucleotides long. RefSeq lists its product as uncharacterized. NCBI's taxonomy places the organism in Eukaryota, Metazoa, Chordata, Aves, Passeriformes, Muscicapidae. The record is from RefSeq and is a predicted model, not a curated record. The transcript has 3 exons. Bases 1 to 921 code for a protein of 306 amino acids.
AUGGUGUGUCCUUUGGGGGGGGUUGGAACCCUUUGGAAUUCUCUGGAAUUCUCCUUGGAAUUCUCUGGAAUUGAUGUAAAGUUGGGGGUUCCAGGGGUGAUUCCAGAGGGGGAAAAAAUAUCCUUGAAAAUCUGGCAAAAAUUCCUUGGAAAAGCUGGAAUUCUUAAGAAAGAUUAUUCUAUUCCUGCUCCAUUAAAAAGUUUAGGAGGGAAGGAAUUCUUGGUUUUGCCAGGGAUUGGGUGUUGCCAAAUGCUGGGAAUUCUCUCACAAGGAAACUCUUUUGGGGGGAUUUGUAGGAAAAAAGGGAAAGGCUGUGCAAGGAUAACCAGGAGCCAGCAGGGCCUUUUCCUGCUGCUGGAAUUCUGUCCUGGCUCUGUGGGAUUUGCCUUGACCUUCAGCAGCAACAUCAGACCUGUGGCUCCCAGUGGGGAUGUGGGGUGGCUCAGCUGCCCCUGGAAGUUUAGUGUGGGAAUGGGAAAUGCCCAGAGAGCUCAGGGAUAUCCUGGAGGGCUCCUGGCCUGGGUCCAGAAUUCCUCAGCACCUGGAGGAGCCGUGUCCGUGCCCAGCUCUGACCCCAAGGAAAUUCCUCUGGAAAAUCCCAGCCCCAGAUGUCACUGGGGGCUGCUCCUGCUCCUCCCCACCCACUGGGAUCAAUCAGGGAACAAUGGGGCUGGUGUGGGAAGGGGAUGGAGCAGGGAUGGGCAAACCUCAAACCCUGCAGAGCCUGGGGACUCUCUGGGAGCUCCUGGAUCCCUCAUUUCCCUCCCUCUGCUCCUUUUCCAAGGACUGGUGGAGGAAUCACUCCCUGCUCCAGGGGGAACAGCCCCACGGGGAGCUGGGCCCUGGGGCAAAGUGCCAGGUGCCAUCCCCAGGUGUGACAUCCCCAGGUGUGACAUCCCCAGGUGCCACCCCCAGGUGUGACAUCCCCCGGUGUGACAUCCCCAGGAGCCAUUCUCAGGGGCCAUUCUCAGGGGCCAUUCCCAGCUGCCAUCCCCAAGUGUCAUUCCCAGGUCUCAUCCCCAGGUGCCAUCCCCAG